UUCCAUUCCUUCCGUCUCCAGGUCAGUUGCACUACUCCGUCUUGCUUAACUCAUUGCUUCUUCUACCAAUGAUUUCAACACUCUCGGUCUGUCCUCUUUCUGAAGAAGUUGAAACACUAGAUUCCAUCAAGUAUUUCUUCUCAGGUCCAAUAGGCCUUGAUGGGGGACUACCACGGCAUGGAGGAUUUCAAACUCCAUCUGAUUGAAAGCAUCACAGACAAUUUUGCAGAUGAUAGAAUAGUUGGCAGCGGCGGGUACGGAGAUGUUUACAAGGCGGAGCAUAAGGGGAAAGAGAUUGCCGUGAAGAAACUUCAUCCCUUUCAAGGACUUGAUGACAAGCAAUUCCAUAAUGAAGUCCGUAACCUUAUCAAGAUCCGCCACAAGAAUGCCGUACAGUUGAUUGGGUACUGCUAUGAAUCACGGAAUAAAUACAUCGAGCACAAUAAGGAGCUCGUUUUCGCGAGAACGACGGAGCGAGUCAUCUGCUUUGAAUAUAUGGAGGGAGGAAGCCUCGAUAAACAUAUUACAGAUGAACCUUGUGGGCUUGGCUGGUCUACAUGUUACGACAUUAUUAAAGGCACCUGUGACGGCUUAAACCACCUUCAUAGUGUGCAGGCGAAACCAAUUUACCACUUGGACUUAAAACCCGGUAAUAUAUUGCUGGAUAAGAGCAUGAUGCCCAAAAUUGGAGAUCUUGGCUUGUCAAAACUUGUUGCUUCCACUGAAACACAUAAAACAGAGAUGCUCAAAGGAACAAAUGGGUAUAUGCCACCAGAAUACAUUGAUGGUGGCCAUAUAUCAAAGAAGUUUGACGUCUUCAGUCUGGGAGUUAUAAUACUAAGGAUGAUGGCAGGGAAUAAGGGCUUCUUCCGUUGUUCUAAAACGCCACCCAAACAGUUCAUUGACCUCGUAAGUGAAAACUGGAAGGAAAGGUUGCAGGCAGUGUCGCGGGAUUCGUCAUACGAGAUGGACACACUUCGAGUGCGUAAAUGCGUUGAAAUAGCUCUAAAAUGUGUGGACACUGACCGAAAGAAAAGGCCUACUAUCCAGGAUAUUGUCCGUGAAGUGGAGGAACUAGAAGCUGAUAUUGAGAAAAUGAUGUCAGCACCUUCUCCUGAGUCAAAAGAUCUAACUGUCCAGAGAAGCUGUGAUACCAAUGUUCUAUCGGUGGAUCCAACCCUGCAGCUGCGGUUCGUCUUGGAGGCCAGGAAGGAGACGUCAUGCUGCCUGCAGCUAAUCAACAAGACAAACGGCUUCAUCGCAUUCAACAUAAAGAUUAACCAGGACAAGUAUCGCGUGCAGCCAAGCCAAGGGACCAUGCAACCGUGCUCCUGGCGUUAUGUCAUCUUGACGCUGCAAAUGCAAGAGCCGGGGCCGCUCAACAUGAGGUGCCACGACAUGCUCCUUGUGGAGAGCGUCAGCGUCACCCAAGACUUGGCAUCAAAAGAUGGUGAGAUUGAUUAUCAAGAAUUGUUCAAGACGGCCAUGGCGAAUCAGGUGGUUGAUGUGGUGAAGCUGCCGAUCGUUUAUGUUGCACUGGACCAAUAGUCUCAUCCACCAAGAACUCCUUGAGGUUGUUAAAAUCCAAAAAAAAAAUGAAAAAAAAACUUGAGUUGUUUGCUAGAAGGUGUUCUCUGUGUUCUAUUUCAUACUUUCUUCUUUGAUAACUAGAUGAUACCCCGCACGUUGUUGCGGUAAGUGUAGCGUGGGACAUGUUAGACAAAUGAAA
Messenger RNA from Triticum aestivum (bread wheat), 1729 nucleotides. RefSeq names its product putative receptor-like protein kinase At4g00960. The coding region runs from base 160 to 1548 and encodes 462 amino acids. Gene Ontology annotation, molecular function: ATP binding; protein kinase activity. The transcript has 6 exons. NCBI's taxonomy places the organism in Eukaryota, Viridiplantae, Streptophyta, Magnoliopsida, Poales, Poaceae. Gene Ontology annotation, biological process: protein phosphorylation. The record is from RefSeq and is a predicted model, not a curated record.